This is a messenger RNA of Morchella importuna, 873 nucleotides long. RefSeq lists its product as uncharacterized. The record is from RefSeq and is a predicted model, not a curated record. NCBI's taxonomy places the organism in Eukaryota, Fungi, Ascomycota, Pezizomycetes, Pezizales, Morchellaceae. The transcript is spliced from 2 exons. Gene Ontology annotation, biological process: proteasome-mediated ubiquitin-dependent protein catabolic process; protein deubiquitination. Gene Ontology annotation, molecular function: protein binding; proteasome binding; metallopeptidase activity. The coding region runs from base 1 to 873 and encodes 290 amino acids. Gene Ontology annotation, cellular component: proteasome regulatory particle, lid subcomplex.
AUGAUCGAUACUGACUACCAUGGAUUACUAGGUGUACCAAUGGAAGUCAUGGGACUCAUGCUUGGAGAGUUUGUAGAUGAUUACACUGUUCGUGUGGUGGAUGUAUUUGCGAUGCCACAGAGCGGAACUGGUGUUUCUGUUGAAGCUGUCGACCCUGUAUUUCAGACCAAGAUGAUGGAUAUGCUAAGACAAACCGGAAGACCAGAAACAGUCGUUGGCUGGUACCAUUCCCAUCCCGGUUUUGGCUGUUGGCUAUCAAGUGUCGACAUUAACACUCAACAAUCCUUUGAACAACUUACCCCACGUGCCGUCGCCGUUGUUAUCGACCCUAUCCAGUCUGUCAAGGGUAAAGUCGUCAUCGACGCCUUCCGGCUCAUCAACCCUCAGUCCCUAAUGCUUGGCCAGGAGCCCCGCCAGACGACUUCCAACUUGGGGCACCUUAAUAAACCGUCAAUUCAAGCUCUCAUCCAUGGUCUUAACAGACAUUACUACUCUAUCGCUAUCAAUUAUCGAAAGACUCAUCUGGAGGAGAACAUGCUGAUGAACCUCCACAAAACCGUUUGGACUGAGGGGCUUACAAUGAAAGAUUUCAAGUCCUCCGCAAAAGAGAACCAGGAACGUCUCGAGAAGAUGGUUGGUCUUGCUGAAGCCUAUGAGAAGCGUGUUAAAGAGGAAAACGAUUUGAGCAAGGACGAAUUGAAGACACGAUAUGUUGGAAAGCUAGAUCCAAAGAAACAUUUGGAGGAACUUGGGAAGAGAGGCAUCGAGGAGAAUAUCGUAAGUGUACUUGUGGAGAUGGUAGAUAAAGAAGCCAGUUUUUCUGCCGAUGUGGCAAAGGCGGAGAACAGGAUUGAGGCCAUGGAAGAGGAUUAG